UGAAAUUUUGUUCCCCUCCGAUAUAUAUUAUCUAUGAUCUGAACCAAUUUUAUACGAUCCAGAUUCUGAGAAAAGAAGAAAAAAAACUGAUUUGGUCGAUUCGUGCAAAAGAAAAAUAAAUUCUUUCAAUUGAUUGUUGUUCGAAACAACACACACACACAAUACAUUGAUCAACAAUAACAGAUUAGAUAAAAUUUAAAACAACAACAACAAUAAUGGCAUCACGUGGUAUUGUACGUACAAGUAAAUUUCGUCAUGUAUUUGGUCAAGCAUUUAAACGUGAAAAUUGUUAUGAUAAUAUACGGAUAUCGAAAAAUUCAUGGGAUGGUAAUUUUUGUGCUGUAAAUUCAAAAUUUGUUGCCAUCGUUAUUGAAGCUGCCGGUGGUGGUGCUUUCCUCGUAUUACCAUUGAAACAGCCUGGACGUGUUGAUAUUAAUCAUCCAUUAGUUGCCGGUCAUAAAGGACCUGUAUUGGAUAUUGCAUGGUGUCCAUUCAAUGAUAAUAUUAUUGCAAGUUCAUCGGAAGAUACAACGGUUAAAGUUUGGCAAAUUCCUGAUCAUGGCCUAUCACGUACAUUAACCGAUCCGGUUGUCGAUCUUGUUGGUCAUCAACGUCGUGUUGGAUUUCUUGCCUGGCAUCCAUCCGCUAAUAAUGUACUGUUAUCAGCUGGUGCUGAUUGUAAAAUUAUCAUCUGGAAUGUUGGCACUGGUGAAAUAUUAUCAGCCAUUUCUUUGCCUGAUCUUAUUUUUCAUGUAUCAUGGUGUUGGAAUGGUUCACGUAUUGUAACAACAUCGAAAGAUAAAAAAAUACGAAUAUAUGAUCCACGUACUGGAGAUAUGGAACAGGAAGGUGAAGGUCAUGAAGGCGCUAAACCACAACGAGCCAUCUAUCUUCGUGAUGAUUUAAUUUUCACAACCGGAUUCUCUAAAAUGAGUGAACGACAAUAUUCAUUACGUAGUGAAUCGGAUCUAAAGCCAAUCGUUUUGGAAACAUUGGACACUAGUAAUGGUGUAUUAUAUCCAUUCUAUGAUCCGGAUGUUAAUCUUUUAUAUCUUUGUGCUAAGGGUGAUAGUAAUAUACGUUACUUUGAAAUCACCGAUGAACCACCAUUUGUUCAUUAUAUAAAUACAUACCAAUCAAGUGAACCACAACGUGGUAUUGGUUAUAUGCCAAAACGUGGCUGUGAUGUUCAUAAUAAUGAAAUUGCUAGGCUUUUUAAAUUACAUUCAAAAGGUUUAUGUGAAGUAAUUAGUUUUACUGUGCCAAGAAAAUCUGAACUAUUUCAAGAUGAUCUCUAUCCGGAUACAGCAGGCGAUGAACCAGCAUUAACAGCUGAACAAUGGAUUAAUGGUGAAGAUGCUGAACCGAUUCUGGUGUCAUUGAAAGAAGGUUAUCAAUCGACAAAAAAACAGGACCUUAAAGUUGUUAAAAAGAAGAGCAACAUAUUGGAUACGAAACCGGCAUCAAAACGAUCAACAGCUGAUGGUGAAUCAAGUGCUGUUACUGGUAGUAGUGGUGGUGGUGAUAGUCUUGAUGCAUUAUUAUCAUCAUUACCACCACCCGGUAUGACACCGGAACAAUUGCAAAAAUUCGAAGAAUUAGCUAAUGAAGUACAUAAAUUGAAGGCAAUCGUAUUGAAACAUGAGAUUAGACUUCGUGAUACAGAAAAAGCAUUAGCAGCACAUAAUAUAACAUUGGAUACUGAUGAAUCAUCACGUACAAAUAAUGGUGAAACACAUUGAAUGAUUUAAAUAAACGAACAAAAUAGGAAAAUGAACCGAAAUCGAUCAUCGAUAUAAUGAAUUUUCAUUGCUUUCCACAUUUCGCUUAACCCCCAACACCCAUCGAUUUGAAUGAUCAUCAAUCAAUUUUUUAAACAACAAAAAUGUGUCAAUCAUUUUAUCACAUUCAUCCUCAUCCUUUUACUACUGCUAUCAUUACAUGGCCCAAGUAUUACAU
Messenger RNA from Dermatophagoides farinae (American house dust mite), 1959 nucleotides. It is a transcript of the gene coro, whose product is annotated as protein coronin. Lineage: Eukaryota; Metazoa; Arthropoda; Arachnida; Sarcoptiformes; Pyroglyphidae. Gene Ontology annotation, molecular function: actin filament binding. Gene Ontology annotation, biological process: actin filament organization. The record is from RefSeq and is a predicted model, not a curated record.